Messenger RNA from Aaosphaeria arxii CBS 175.79, 1965 nucleotides. Its product is annotated as serine/threonine protein phosphatase-like protein. Gene Ontology annotation, biological process: G1/S transition of mitotic cell cycle; peptidyl-serine dephosphorylation. The coding region runs from base 398 to 1654 and encodes 418 amino acids. The transcript is spliced from 5 exons. Gene Ontology annotation, molecular function: protein serine/threonine phosphatase activity. The record is from RefSeq and is a predicted model, not a curated record. Lineage: Eukaryota; Fungi; Ascomycota; Dothideomycetes; Pleosporales. Gene Ontology annotation, cellular component: cytoplasm.
CAACCAACCCACUUCGGUACGGCAAGCGCCGAAGCCGUCACCAACGUUCAGGUUCAGGUGCAGCUGCUUGCUGCCGUCGUCACAACCACUAUCCCGCUAUAACGAGGUCGGAUUCACCUGACCACCGUUCUCACCAAAGUCGUCCGGUGAUUCUGUACGCGUUUGAGUUCUUAAUAGUACUCCACACCUGAGAAAUAGUAAUUCUCCGCCACCUCCAGAUCCUCGCCCCGCAGUCCCACGUCUCAACAGAUGCCCUCGAAGUGAUCCGCUACGUCACGCUUGUUUAUUCACACGACAAACCCCUCGGAUAACCCAGCUUCGGCUCUCGUACUUCCGGCGUCAUAUAUCUUCCCGUGCUUUUAGGCCCUCGCGUCCAGCAAGAGACGGGUAACACAUCAUGGUGAAAGAUAGCAGUGUUCCGCAACCUGGGCCAGCACGGCUGUCGAAGGGUGCAGGGCCCGAUGAGUGGUUAGAGCAAGCAAAACAGUGCAGGUAUCUGCCAGAGGCCGAUAUGAAGCGUCUCUGUGAGAUUGUCAAAGAAUGCUUGAUGGAAGAAUCUAACAUUCAGCCGGUCUCCACUCCUGUCACUGUGUGCGGCGAUAUCCAUGGCCAGUUCUACGAUCUCCUGGAACUGUUUCGUGUGGCGGGAGGUAUGCCUGGAGAUACCCCCGCACCAGCUCCAUCAGCACCGGCCAAUGCUAUCAGCCUUGCCGAUAUUGAACCCCCCACAACCAUUACGGAUCCAAAAGCCAAGCGGAAGAUGAAGAGGCGGUACCAACAAGACGCCAACUACACUGGACCUAGUAGUCCAAAUGAAGGCGAAGAAGAGGAGGAGGAAGAAGAGGAAGAAGAAAGGGGCCGUAGCCGUAGCGCUACAGGCAGAGGCAGCACUGAUUCCGCUUCUGGUCUUGGAGAGAAUGUUGCUGGCGCUGGUGGCGACGGGCAACAAAACUUCAUCUUUCUCGGCGAUUUCGUGGAUCGCGGGUAUUUCAGUUUGGAGACAUUCACCCUGCUGAUGUGCUUGAAGGCAAAAUACCCGGAUCGUGUAACACUUGUCCGCGGCAACCAUGAAUCUCGACAGAUUACUCAAGUUUACGGAUUCUACGAGGAAUGCCAAACGAAGUAUGGCAACGCAUCUGUCUGGAAGGCCUGCUGCCAAGUCUUCGACUUUUUGGCUUUGGCUGCCAUCGUCGACGGCCGGGUACUCUGUGUGCACGGAGGACUGAGUCCCGAAAUCAGAACGCUUGAUCAGAUCAGAGUCGUCGCAAGAGCACAGGAGAUUCCCCAUGAAGGUGCAUUCUGUGACUUGGUCUGGAGCGACCCAGAAGACGUCGACACCUGGGCAGUAUCGCCUCGAGGCGCUGGAUGGCUGUUUGGAGAUAAGGUGUCUUCCGAGUUCAACCAUGUCAACGGUCUCGAGCUUAUUGCUCGAGCGCAUCAAUUGGUCAACGAAGGGUACAAGUAUCACUUCCAAGCAAAGGACGUGGUUACGGUCUGGUCAGCACCCAACUACUGCUACCGGUGUGGCAACGUUGCUUCCAUCAUGAACCUCAAGGAAAACCUGAAACCCGAGUUCAAUAUUUUCUCAGCUGUUCCCGACCAUCGAAGAGCAGUACCUGUAGGAAGAGGGGGGCGAAGCGAAUACUUCUUGUAAGGGAGGCUUGCCGUUUGUGGUCAUUUGGCAUAAAAUCUUGUUUGCAUGUCAUAAUUGAUAGACGGGCGGAGAGCGAGGAGGCACUGGGAAUCAAAACAGAACAGUGCGUCCUCUGCUCGGUUGUUGGGCAACGUUGUUUGGCAGCAUUUUCAAAGUGGAUGCAUGCAUGCGGACCCCAUUGCAUUGUUAUGAGUCGAAUACCCAGGGUCAUAUUUAACGAAAUCUAUACACUGUACAUUAUGCUUGCUUGUAACGAAUCUAGUGAUGAAAAUGUGGGAGAAGCUGUACAAGGGCAGUAUGAGCAGCCACCC